Fusarium verticillioides 7600 is the source of this 1116-nucleotide messenger RNA. RefSeq lists its product as hypothetical. The record is from RefSeq and is a predicted model, not a curated record. The transcript is spliced from 2 exons. NCBI's taxonomy places the organism in Eukaryota, Fungi, Ascomycota, Sordariomycetes, Hypocreales, Nectriaceae. The coding region runs from base 1 to 1116 and encodes 371 amino acids.
AUGGCACCCGCUAUCGUUCGCUCAUUGCGCAGUGCGUCUUCAAUCACCCAGCACGCCCCUCGUGCUGCAGAGGCCUUUUCCACACUCUCGGGGCGCUUAUUAGAGGGCAGUAAAGUGCUGCUAGCUCGAGAUGAUAAAGGCGACGACAAGAACGAUAGGCACAAACCAUCCCAAUGCCGGUUCUUCUUCCUUUUUGCUCUGAUUGGUGUGGCGUUCGUGUGUACUGGUAUCUGGUUUUUCUUCUGGGCAAAGAACGGUGGCUUCCAAUUCAAGGAAACAGAUUGGGAUGACUACAAAUCUACGGUUCUUCGACGUACCGGGCCUAACGGCACUAUUCUCUCCAACGCAACUCGACCAACAAACCUCGGUGGUGGCAGUGUAUACAAGGACGUGGACGACGACAACACGACUGUAGUCACAGAGAGCACAACACUUACUGGUAUCACAGCUGGAGCAAGCGACAUUGGUGCACGUGAGAAGCGACGCCGCAAGCAGGAAAAGCGAGACCGUGAGCGUGCGAAGAAGGGCAAGAAGACUAGCCGCCACGUUGGUGAAGCGGGUGUUGAAGAUGAGGAGGCCGAACUUGCAGCCAAGAAGGAACUCCGCAGCUAUCGCCAUGAGAGGCCUGCCCGCGUUGGUGGACUGAACAAGGAGAGUGAAGGUUCCGAAUGGGAUGGCUCUACCAACCCUGGCACUGAAUCUAACGUCUCAACAAACCUUCUUUCUGAUCGUCAGACAACCCCUACAACCACACCUACCAAGGCCACCGGCGGCAUCCGCAAGGUCUACUCUACCGCUGAUCGUCGGGAGAACCGUGAGGCAGAACGCAUGCGCGCCGAGGCCCGUCGUCUUCGUGAAGCUGGCCGAGCAGCCCGUCGCGAUUUCAGCUACCAGCGUGCCGAGAGCUACACCCGCGCCGACAGCCAGGUCAGUGAGAGUCUCCUUGAUGGAUCACAGGUGACCCGUACCACAGACGAUAGUGGCGAUCUGGGUACCAAGAGUUAUCACCACCCGAUGCCUGAGCUGAGGGAGCUUGAGAGGGAGAGGGCAAGGGAGGAGCGGCGGGCACGAAGAGCGCAGAGGGAAUAUCGACGAGGGCGAGGAGAGGAAUGUUAA